This is a messenger RNA of Rotaria socialis, 493 nucleotides long. NCBI's taxonomy places the organism in Eukaryota, Metazoa, Rotifera, Eurotatoria, Philodinida, Philodinidae. The record is from the annotation of a GenBank genome assembly.
AUGAUAUUAAUAAUUGCCGACAACCUUUACAGAAAUCUGAAAAACACAUGCCGUGAAAGUGGGAUAACCUUAAGUUCAAUUUUCCUAUUUGUUUGGCACAAAAUAUUGAGCGUCUAUGGCAACAGCAGUCAGACAGUUAUUGGAACAACAGUAUCCGGUCGUAAUCUACCAGUCAAUGAUAUCGAAACAUCAGUUGGCUUAUUCAUAAACACACUGCCAUUAAUUGUGAAUCAUUAUGCCGAUGGAUUAAUCAUAGAUGCAAUAAAAGAUAUUCAAGAUAAGAUGAAUGAAAUGAUUACUCGAAGUAAUGUCGAUUUCUCUCAACUAAGUAAAGGAAAAAUGAAGCGCAGUUUAUUCGAUUGCCUGUUCGUUUAUGAAAAUUAUCCAACUCUAGAAGGCAAAGUUCAGGGAAAUGAACAAUUAUUGAAGUUCGAAACAAAAUAUAGCGUUGAAAAACUAGACUAUCCUUUAGCCGUUGUUGCUUAUGAAACAG